UUGUAUUAUAAAUAUAAUAUAUUGUAUAUUUUGAUUUCAGUGAACAAAAAAAUAAUAGGCCACAAAUAUAAACGAACAGUUCGUUAAACAGGAUAUAAGUUUUUCAGCUCAUCGGAGUGAGAUGAUUAGAUAAAGAUGGAUGAAGAUAGCUGUUUCUUCGGCGAUGGCGGCACUCCAGCUGCGUUUCACCGGAAGAGUAGAUGUUUACGAUUCUGGCUGUAUUAUGGAGCGUUUCCUCUUGGGCGUCGCAGUUCACACACGUCACGGAUUCCGCCGAAGGAGUCGAUAAUUAAAAAAUGGUAUUCGUCAGUGAACAUUUUCAAACUGGGAAUAAUAUAUCAUAAGCAGAUUGAAAUGUGUGAACGUUUCAGUGUUUCGAAGACUAAGUUUCGUAGCAGAUUUCGAUUCCGUCACGGGAAUGAGGAAUAAUGGCUACAAUCACAGAAGAUUUUGUAACUAUAGCAAACAUUAUUAAACAUGAAAUCCACAAACGCAAGAAACAAAAAAAAUCCAAAGAAAUUUCAAAAGAUGUUGAAGAGGAUAAUAUCUCAUUAUUAAAAAAGAUUGAAAAAAAAAUGAAGAAAAAAAAGACAUCAACUCAGUUAACCACCAAAUUACAUAACAAGAAGGCGAAGAAGCUUGGUACGAUUUGUGAUGACAAUGACAAGUAUUUGAAUAAAGUCAAAACAGAGGAUACUGAGUUAAACAAAAAUGAAUUGAUAAGUUGUAUUCCUAUUUUUAAUGCUUCAGAAGAUGAAAAAGAACUGCCAUUUCUUAAAAAAAAGAAGAAGAAAAAAAAAGAAGACAAAAAAAUGGUACAAAAUGAUGAAAAUAUGAAUAACGAUAUAGUUACAUUGAAAGUAGAGAAGUUUUAUAAUGGUACCUGUGAUGACAAUGACAAGCAUUUGUGUGAAGAUAAAUCAAUAAAUUCUUAUUUAAACAAAGUUGAAUUAACAAGAAGCAUUCCUAUUGCUAAUGAUUCAGAAGGUGACUUGUUAUUUCAAAAAAAGAAGAAGAAAAAGAAAAAAGAUAAAAAAAUGGUAAAAAAUUAUGAAAAUAUGAAUAACCAUAUAGUUACAUUGAAGGUAGAUAAGUUUCAUAAUGAGACCUGCAAUGACAAUGAUAAGCAUUUGUAUAAAGACGAAACAAUGGACUCUAAUUUCAACAAAGAUUCUGAUAUGGUUAACACUAUUUAUAAUUCAAAAAUUUCAAAAGUCCACGACGCGGAGUACCCUGAAUUAGUUAAAAAGUUAUUCAAAAAUAAAAAAAAGGAACAGAAAAAUGCUAUUAAGGUGGUAACUCGUAACGAAGUAAUGUCACCGAAAAAAUUGAAUAAACGUAAACGACAAACUACUGAUAAAGAAUAUUUGAAAAACGAUUCCCCUCAAUCAGUGGACAUGAACGUGGAAACAUAUUAUGAUAGUAAUAAUUAUAUUGGUGAAGAUUGUGGAAAGAAAUUAGAACUUUUUGAUUCUCCGGACGAUCAUACGUCGGAAUAUCAGAAUAUGACCGACAUAAUUAUGCAUGAAAAAUCUCUUCUCCAGUGCGAUGUUUGCAUUAAAUCGUUUAUCAGAGAAUAUGAUUUAUAUGUACAUAAAAGAACGCACACUUAUAAGAAAUUUUACGUUUGCAACGUUUGUGGCCGACCAUUGUCGAAUGCAGGAAAUUUGACACGACAUAAAAGAAUACACACUGGGGAGAAACCAUAUGCUUGCAACGUUUGUGGCCAAUCAUUUUCGCAAAAAGAAAAUUUGACACGACAUAAAAGAACGCACACUGGAGAGAGACCAUAUGCUUGCAACGUUUGUGACCAAUCAUUUUCGCAAGAAGGAAUUUUGGUUACACAUGAAAGAACCCACACUGGUAAGAAACUGUAUGCGUGCAAUGUUUGUGAAAAUUCAUUUUCGAGGAAAGAACAUCUGGUUAGACAUAUUAUAAGCACGCACAACGGUGAGAAACCAUAUGUGUGCAACAUUUGUGGAAAUUUAUUUUCGAGGAAAGAACAUCUUGUUAUACAUGAAAGAACGCACACUGGGUAUAAACCAUAUGCUUGCAACGUUUGUGACCAAUCAUUUCCGCAAAAAGGAAGUUUGGUUACACAUAAAAGAACGCACACCGGUGAGAAACCAUAUUCUUGCAACGUUUGUGGCCGAUCAUUUUCGCAGCAUGGAAAUUUGGUUAUACAUUUUAGAUCGCACACAGACAAAAAAAAAUUCGAGUACGAUCAGUGUGAAAAAAGUUUAUAAAAAAUUCUAAUCUUAAAUCUCAUACUGAGAGAUUACAUAUAAAAUGUUUUUAAAUUCGUUACUAUUAAUACCGUUAUGACCCAAAGCUCAUGAACAAUAAACAUAAAAUGAUAAUUUUGUUACGGCAUUAUAGAAAUCUUACCGAAAAGCUACGGAUAUUUUCUAAUUCGUUAUCAAAACCUUCUAAUAUUGUCUGCAGUUUACGUUAUCAAUGAAAAUAAUAUCAUAUCCAGAAGGUUUUUGUACCUAUAAGUAGAUAGCAAGUAUUAGCAACUCUACUAAAAUUAAUAAAUUGUAUAAUGUAUACAUAUUAAUUAUAACUGUAGAUUGAAAGAUUGUACCUUUUUUCCGAAAUACUAAUCAUAAUAAAUGAAAAUAAAAUUCAGUUUUAUAGUUUAGAUUUUAUUGUGUAGAUACAUUAUAGUCUUGUAUAAUGUAUAUGACUAUAUAGGACAGUUGUAUAAUAAUAUUAAGAUAUUGUGUGUAUGUAAAAAAUAGCUUGUAUAAAUGUUGACGUUUUAUUCGUUUAAAACUCUGUUUUAUUUAUCAAUAUUAAAUAAGAAUAAAACUUUUUAUUCCUGUCCAAAUCUGAAAUUUAGAAGUCUAUAAGAAAAUCAAGUGUAAAAUAUAAAUAAUUAGUUUUGUAUUAUUUUUGUGUUUAAAAUGUUUUUUGUGUCAAUAAA
This is a messenger RNA of Metopolophium dirhodum (rose-grain aphid), 2929 nucleotides long. Its product is annotated as zinc finger protein OZF-like. The record is from RefSeq and is a predicted model, not a curated record. The coding region runs from base 429 to 2246 and encodes 605 amino acids. NCBI's taxonomy places the organism in Eukaryota, Metazoa, Arthropoda, Insecta, Hemiptera, Aphididae. Gene Ontology annotation, molecular function: RNA polymerase II cis-regulatory region sequence-specific DNA binding; DNA-binding transcription factor activity, RNA polymerase II-specific. Gene Ontology annotation, cellular component: nucleus. The transcript has 17 exons. Gene Ontology annotation, biological process: regulation of transcription by RNA polymerase II.